This is a messenger RNA of Insectozyma verbasci, 2193 nucleotides long. The record is from the annotation of a GenBank genome assembly. NCBI's taxonomy places the organism in Eukaryota, Fungi, Ascomycota, Pichiomycetes, Serinales, Debaryomycetaceae.
AUGUCUAAUUAUAACGAAGUUCAACCAACAAAACUCGAUCAAAAUAAGUUGAAAAAGAGAAAUAAAAAGAAGGGUAAAAAUAGUUUAGGUUUUAAUCCAAAUGCCCUGCCUGUUGGUGGUGCUUCAUCAAGACAAUUUGGAGCUUAUUCAAAAUCAAUUAAAAGUAGUCAAGAUGAUCAAAAUGAAUAUAAUGAAAAUGGAGGUUAUUAUGAGGAUAGUACUAAUAAUGGUAACGACCAAUUGCCAGAGGAAGAGCCAAAUGAAGAAGCUCUCAAAUCAGCUCAAGACUUCGUGGAACGGAGUCUUGCAAAAGCUGAAAAAUUGACAGCCGCAAAGUAUCAGGAGUGUGACAAACAAAUUAAACAAAUCUUACAUAUGGCAAGAGAUGAAGGAAAAAUAAAUAUUAAUGACUGGAUUCACCAAAGGGUACCAUUACUUGAUGGUGGUUGUCCAUUUGAGUUGGAGUGUGAUCGAAUAAAAAAUAAAAAAUCUAAUCAGAACGCAAAACGUAAUCAAGGUGCUUCACUGGAUAGUAGAGGUGAUCCAACUCCAACCAGCUCAAAUGGUUUUAGUCCAAUGCCACAUGUUCCUCGAGCAAAUGGAUCAGGAUUACCACUAAAAUCUCAGCAAAAUGUUCCACUCCAAAAUGAUGUACAACAAACACACCAACGACAACCGACUCACGAACAAUCAGCUUAUCAGCCACAAGUGAAUCAGUCUGUAUCUCAAUCAGGGCAGUAUCAACCAAUAUAUCAAUAUUCGCAGCUACAGGCGCAACCAGAUGAUUAUCAAGCAAAUCUGUUUCAACCAUCGCCUAAUCCUAAUCAACAUUCUAGUCAAUUUCAAAGUACACCUUCGUACUAUCAACGACAACCAAGUCAAUAUCAACCACCAAUACAAUCAAGUCAAUUUAGUACCCCACAAUUUUCAUCUUAUACAUCAAAAGCUCCAACUCAAAACUUUUCACCAUCUUCGGUACCUCCUCCUCCAGCAUAUUCACCUUCUAGUGAUCCUUCUCCGUUAUAUAGGUCACCUUUGCAUCAGUCUCCAAUGCAUCAAGCAUCUGGAAUACCAUUGCAUGUUAGUGCAAAUCCCUCAUCUUAUUCAGCUCCAUUUGUACAAAGAUAUAGUGCAUCUCCACCUCCGCCUCCACCAAUUACUAAUUCUUUCUCUGGAGAGAAAAGAAGUGGAUAUGGUGAUUAUGAUUCUAUUGAUAGAAAGAAACAAAGAUUGGCAAGGUUUGAAACAAAUCAAACUAAUACUAACCAAACUGAAAGAAAGAAUUCCACAAACUCUAAUGGAGUUAUAAUUGGGAAAUCUAAAGAUUUAGAGAAAAACUAUCUUCGUUUGACAGCAGCACCGGAUCCAAUGAAAGUUAGAUCCCAACCAGUUUUGGAAAAAAGUUUAAAAUAUGUUUUUAAAAAAUUUGAAGAUCAAGUAGGUAAAAUAGAUGCUCAAAAGAAUUAUAGUUAUAUCAUAAACCAGUUAAAAUCCAUACGUCAAGAUUUAACUGUUCAACAUAUAAAAAAUGAUUUUGCAAUUGUUGUUUAUUCAAAAAAUGCGAUUGUAUCUUUGGAAAAUUAUGAUUUGGGAGAAUUUAAUCAAUGUCAAACUCAAUUGAAACAUUUAUAUAAAUUAAGAAGAAAUCAAGAUGCCACAUUCAAAAGAAAAUUUCAAAGAGAAGAAGUUGAAUUACAAGUUUUUAAAUUAAUUUAUAUGAUGAUUACUAAAAAUGAGUCUGAAAUUGUUAAAAUAAGAUUACAAUGGAUCACUGAAUUCUCUAAAUUUCAUAAAAAUCCAAAAGAAGAAAAAUUUAUUAAAUUAGUGUUUUCUUUAUAUAGAGCAAAUGAUUUUAUAUUAAAUGGGAAUCAUUAUCGUUUUUUUCAGGAGUUACAUAGAUAUCAAGAUGAUGAAGAUUUUAAAUUACCAUUUAAAAUCAUGCACAAUUAUUUGUAUAAAAAUGUUAGAAUCAAAUAUUUAGAUAUAUUAACUCAAUGUUAUAAAGAACUUCCAAUUCAAUUUCUUUUUGAAAGUUUAGAUUUUGAUACUAUGGAAGAUUGUGAAGCAUUUUUGUUUAAUGAAUUGAAAUUAACAAAACCCGAAGGUGAUUCAAUCGAUUCAAAAAUUGCUAAAACUGAUUUAGAGCCAUUGAUUGCCAAAAUCAGUAAAGUAGAUAUAAAAGGUCAGAUUUAA